AUGUCUUCAAACCAAUCGCUGAAUCAAGAGUUACGCGAAUCGAAGCGAGAGUUACAGGAAAUCAACGAACAGAUCAUGACUUUGAGGUCGAGGAAGAGACAGUUGGAGACGCGGAUCAAGUCGAUGGAGACAACUCUGCAGACAAUGAGCCACACGUCAAACGAUAGCCGCUUCGAUGGCAAUGAGUUUGAAUGGUCCAAACGGGUUGAGCACCUCUUGCAGGCGGUCUUCAAACUGAAGACAUUCCGGUCGUACCAAUUGAUGGCAAUUAAUGCCACCCUUUCUGGCAGUGAUUGCGUUCUUGUGAUGCCUACGGGUGGCGGCAAAUCCCUGUGCUUUCAGUUGCCGGCUCUCAUCGGCGACGGUCUCACUGUUGUUGUCUCACCGCUCAUAUCAUUAAUGGAGGAUCAGAUGAAUGGUCUCAAAGCGCUUAAUAUACCGACGGCUGUCAUCAGCGGUCAGACCACUCGCGAAGAGAACAAUGAGAUUCUGAAAUCGAUGGCCGAUCCGAAGGGCACUCUUAUAUUAGUUUACGUGACGCCCGAAAAGAUGGCAAAAUCCAAGAGAUUUAUGUCACAAAUGGAGAAAUGCUAUCGAAAUAAACGACUCAAUCGUAUUGUCAUCGACGAGGUCCACUGCUGUUCCCAAUGGGGUCACGACUUUCGCCCGGAUUAUCAAUUUUUAGGUGUAAUGAAGACUCAAUUCCCGGACACUCCUAUCUUAGGCCUGACAGCGACCGCAACCUCUGCUGUCAUUCUAGACAUACAGAAGAUAUUGAGUAUUGAGGGCUGUAUUGUAUUGAAGGACUCGUUCUUUCGCUCAAAUCUGAGAUAUUUUAUCAAAAAAGUUGAUUACAAAAGAGAGGAACAGAUCGAGAAAAUAGCGAAACUGUUGAAAACAAAAUAUGCGAAACAAUCGGGAAUUAUAUACUGUUUGACAAUCAAAGACGUCGAGGAAGUGACCGAAAAGCUGAAAUCAUUGGGUGUAAAGGCGGGCGCAUAUCACGCACAACUUGAACCACAGGUUCGGUCACACAUUCACCGAAAGUGGUCUCAAAACUUAUGUCAAGUAAUCGUCGCAACCGUUGCCUUCGGAAUGGGAAUCAAUAAACUCGACCUCAGAUUUGUUAUACACUUUUCAAUGUCUAAGUCAUUGGAAAACUAUUAUCAGGAGACGGGAAGAGCCGGAAGGGAUGGACAGCCGGCCGAUUGUCUCCUCUAUUAUCGAUUCCAAGACGUCUUCCGUACCACUAGUUUAGUCUUUAGUGAGAAGAAUGGUUUGUCGAACGUGUACUCAAUGCUCGCCUAUUGUCUCAAUGAUAAGACGUGUCGAAAAGAACAAAUGGCCACAUAUUUCGGUGACAAAUGGAAGAACAAUUGCGACCAAAUGUGUGACAACUGUAUGAAUAGGGAUGAGUCGAGUGAAACAGAUGUGACCAAACAUUUACUGAAUGUAAACCAAAUACUGAACAACGCGUCCAAAAUGAGCGAAAGGAUGACUGCAUUGAAAUUAAUGGACGCCUGGUUUGCGAAGGGAAACAAGAAGUUAAGAGUCGAUGGCAUCCAAAGCCCAAGUAUUGGACGCAAUGUUUGCGAACAAAUCAUUGGUUUAUUACUAAUCGAUGGUUAUCUCAAAGAAGAGUUUCAUUUCACGCCCUAUUCGACCAUCAGUUACCUAACAGUGGGCUCGCGUUCACUCACACGAUCUAAAGACAUGAAAAUCACUUAUUUUCUCAAUUCGUUGUCACAAAAGCGAUCAAAUAAAACACCGAAAGUGAAGACAAUUAAAAAACAGAAAACAAGUGAUAAUAAGGAGUCUGUGAUUACAAUCAAUGAUAACUCUAUGAUAACAAUCGAUGAAUCGGACGAUGAAAUGAAUGACAUAACUGUUUUAUAA
Messenger RNA from Medioppia subpectinata, 1896 nucleotides. NCBI's taxonomy places the organism in Eukaryota, Metazoa, Arthropoda, Arachnida, Sarcoptiformes, Oppiidae. The record is from the annotation of a GenBank genome assembly.